AUGGCUUUCCCCGACAUGCCCUUGGCCGUGCUCUCCUGCCUGGCUCUGCUCGCCGCGACGGCGGCCUCGCACCGUCCAUCGCCGCUGUCGACGGCGACGUCCGCACCCGUGCCGGCUUCGGCGCCGGCCGUGGCCGGCCUGGUGGAGCGGCUGCAGGGCGAGGGGUCGCAGCAGUGCUGGGAGGCGCUGGUGGAGAUCAAGUCGUGCACGGGCGAGAUCAUCCUGUACCUCCUCAACGGCGAGGCGUACCUGGGGCCCGGGUGCUGCCGCGCCAUCCGCGUCGUCGAGCACAGCUGCUGGGCCGCCGACGCCAUGCUGUCCGUCAUCGGCUUCACCCCCGAGGAGGGGGACAUGCUCAAGGGAUACUGCGACGCCGGCGACGACAGCGGCGGCGGGCAGAAUGGCGCGUCGCCGCCUCAGCGUGCUGCCGCGGCCGCCGACGGCGUUGCUGCACGCGAGAGCGUCGCUGCUGUGGAGGGAAGGAAGAGCGCCUCGGUGCACCGUUGA
Molecule: messenger RNA, 507 nt
Organism: Setaria italica (foxtail millet)
Lineage: Eukaryota; Viridiplantae; Streptophyta; Magnoliopsida; Poales; Poaceae
Product: egg cell-secreted protein 1.3
Exons: 1
Coding region: 1-507 (168 amino acids)
Biological process (GO): double fertilization forming a zygote and endosperm
Source: RefSeq, a predicted model, not a curated record